GGCUUUUGGGCCAGAUCUACACCGAGAUCGGGCGUGCAGUCCUCGACAUUUUAGGAGGAGCUACUCCAACUAUUGAAGACAGCAUGGACAACAUUGAACUACGAACGCUAAUAGUAGACAAUUAUGACUCUUACACUUUCAACUUAUUUCAAUACUGCUGUGGGGAGUCUGGGGAAUUGCCGGUCGUCAUUAGGAAUAACCAGUUUUCCUGGGAAGAAGUCAGGGAUAAGAUUCUACCUCAUUUUGAUUGUGUGGUAAUUUCACCUGGACCGGGACGACCAGAGCGGGAAGGCGACUUUGGGAUAUGUGGACGACUCCUGAAAGAAGCUUCAAUACCAAUUCUUGGCGUUUGCCUCGGGCACCAAGGAAUGGCAACAGUGUUCGGGGGGAAGGUGACCCACGCUCGCGAAGCUAUACAUGGUCGAUUGAGUCCAGUAUUUCACGAGGUGAAGCCAGCUACCCAGUCGGUGGGAUUGUUCGACGGGCUUCCGACUCCGUUUCAAGCCGUGCGAUACCAUUCAUUGAUUGUAGCAAACAACGAUCUACCCUGCUGCUUGAAGGUGACCGCGUGGACUCCGGACCCACAGGGUGAAGACAUCAUUCAGGCACUUGAGCAUGUUGACAAACCAAUCUGGGGUGUGCAAUUUCAUCCUGAGUCCAUAUGCACGGAAGGAGGCAGAUCGAUUAUUGGAAAUUUUCGCAAGCUCGCUGUUGAAAUACUAGCGAAGCGUCAUCCGAUUGAAUUGAGACCGCCAUUACCUCCAGAAGUGAAAGCAGUAUCUGUCAUACCUGAUGCGCUCAUCUGUCCGAAUGUGACUGAUUGCAGUAUAUCCAACACCGAAGUAUGCGUCCGAAGACUUGCAGAUGUGUACAUGGAUACCGAGGAAGUGUUUGAACAUCUGUAUUCGCAAGAGGAUGUCAGCUUCUGGUUGGAUUCCGCAAAGAUUGAGCAGAAAUUGAGCAGAUUUUCCGUGAUGGGAUGCGUUUCUAGCUCUUUAAGCUUCUGCGUCAGAUACUCGGCAAAAUGGCGAACUGUCACAGUUUCUCGCCCUGAUAAACAGAAGCCCGGCACACGGCCGCAAAUUGCAAUUACAGAAACAGUCACUCUUAAACCAGAGGAAAGUUUUUUCACAUGGAUGUCCCGUUGCUUGCAGUCUCGUGGACUUGGAUCAACGCGUAUCAUACUUGAGGAAGGAGAAGAAGCACCACCGUUCAACUUCACGUGCGGAAUGGUGGGGUUCUUCGGCUAUGAGAUGAAAGAAGAAAGCUUACAAACUGGCGGUAGAUCCUUCUUUGCUGAGCUGCCAAACACGGGUGGACCUUGUCGAAACGGCGAUGUUGGUUCACUACCGGAUUCCGCGUUUAUCUUUGCUGAUCAAGUGAUUGUCUUCGAUCAUGUUGAGAAAUCGAUGUACCUUAUGGGAGUUCGUGAUAGUAGCGCCGACUCUGCCAAAGAACUAAGGGAUUGGAUGGACCAUACCAUAAUAAGACUCACCGAAAUCCAACUGAGCAGUACCUUGUCUGUACAAACACCCUCUCUCCGGACCGGGGCAUUGUUGCAACAUUCGGUCCUGAGCGGCUCAACGCCGUCUUCACCAGUAAUGAAGCCAACUGCUGCAGAUAAACAUUUGCGACGGCGAUCAUCAUCAGCACAUCGAUCUGGCCCAGCGCUGUAUCGACUUCAGCUUGCCCAUGAUAGAAAACAAUACAUCUCGAACAUCCACGCAGCUUUGAAUAAGAUCACCGACGGUGAGACAUACGAAGUAUGCCUAACCACAAAAAUCAGCACACGGAUACCGGAAACCUCGUCGGAUCCAUUUAAGAUGUAUACGCACCUGCGAAAACGUAACCCUGCCCCAUAUGGAGCAUUUUUGCGAUUCGGAUCAGGGUUGGCUUUGGCUAGUUCGUCUCCAGAGCGAUUUUUGCGGAUUGAAAAGGAUGGCUUGAUGAGCAUGAAACCUAUCAAAGGAACAGUACCCCGUGCGACCAAAGUGAACGGCGAGACCGAUGAGGAAGUACGGGAGGAGGAUGAACGGCGACGUCGUGCGCUAGAAUCGGAUGAGAAGAACAGAGCAGAGAACUUGAUGAUCGUUGACCUGAUUAGAAAUGACUUAAAUCUUAUAUCCGAGCCAAGAAGUGUCUGUGUUCCUGCAUUGAUGAAGGUGGAAACAUAUGCCACCGUGCAUCAGCUGGUGACAACCGUACAAGGACAGCUCCGACAUGACCUAAAUGCUGUUGACGCAGUUAUGCAUUCCUUUCCUCCAGGAUCGAUGACCGGUGCUCCCAAACUGCGUACUGUAGAGAUCCUGGAAUCAUUGGAGGGCACCCCUCGUGGUCCAUAUUCGGGAGUUCUUGGCUACUUUUCACUUAACGGCGCGGCCGAAUUCAGUGUGGUCAUUCGAACAGCAGUGUUUAGCGGAAAUGAUGUGUCGGUGGGCGCAGGGGGUGCCAUUGUGGCUCUCUCGGAUCCAGAGGAGGAAUUUGCGGAAAUGCUUUUAAAGGCAAACUCGGUGCUACCCAGUAUUAUGCAGGUUUAUGGUGUAGGUCCAUUGGACGCCAAUUAAUAGCUGUGGACACUCUGCCAAUUUUGGAAGAUUCCCCGUGUAUAGAUGUAGAGUUAGAUACCAUGCGUAUAUAGGUUACUAGUACGGGAUGAAGCGAAAGCGCAACUGAGUUAAUCAGUCUUCUCGUCAUCGCUAUGUCACCACAAGUGUUGUGGGACCAUGAUACUGUAUAAAAGCACAACAACACCUUGACAAUGGCAGAACUACAUUAUUUUGAUUAAAUACACAGUCUAGUG
This is a messenger RNA of Spizellomyces punctatus DAOM BR117, 2800 nucleotides long. RefSeq names its product 4-amino-4-deoxychorismate synthase. The coding region runs from base 84 to 2564 and encodes 826 amino acids. Gene Ontology annotation, biological process: L-tryptophan biosynthetic process. The record is from RefSeq and is a predicted model, not a curated record. Lineage: Eukaryota; Fungi; Chytridiomycota; Chytridiomycetes; Spizellomycetales; Spizellomycetaceae. The transcript is spliced from 13 exons.